Molecule: messenger RNA, 2881 nt
Organism: Salvelinus namaycush (lake trout)
Lineage: Eukaryota; Metazoa; Chordata; Actinopteri; Salmoniformes; Salmonidae
Product: nuclear body protein SP140-like
Exons: 16
Coding region: 162-2282 (706 amino acids)
Biological process (GO): regulation of transcription by RNA polymerase II
Cellular component (GO): nucleus
Molecular function (GO): DNA binding; protein binding; DNA-binding transcription factor activity, RNA polymerase II-specific
Source: RefSeq, a predicted model, not a curated record
ACAACACGUAACAGCUUAAACUUUUUGACUACAGCCUCUUGUCCAAACGGGAUAUUGUCUAUUUUCGGUUUGAUUGUUAACGAAGUGACUUGGUAAAUAUUGCCUUAGUUAUGGACCAAGUUUUCAACAACAAAAAAUCUGAAUUGAUGAGGUAAACUACAAUGGACAUUUUUAAUUUUCUGACGGAUGAGCAGUUACUGCGGUUUUUCCGCUGUAGUAGAGCAGAGAUGUUAUGCAUGGAGCAACCACACACCUUCCUUAAUCAGGUCCGAGACCACCACCUCAUUCCAGAGGAAAUGUAUAAGGGCGUGUACAAGGUGCUGGACUGGCUGGAGACAGAGAGACCUCACAGCAUUAAGUUGUUCUGGAGCUGUGUAUUCAGGGACCACCUCCUUCAGCAGUACCCCACGCUACGAAACAGCCUGCUGGAUGGGUCGUUCACCUUCAACACAAAACUGCCAGAGAACUUGGAGAAAGAAGAGGAGGAGAAAGAGGAGAAGGGGAGGAAGGUGGAGGGGGAAGAGAAGGAGGAGGAGGAGAAAGAGGAAAAGAAGACAGGACGGAAAAAGAGGAAACAGAAGAUAUGCGAGAGUGCUAAGGAGGAGGAACAGCCCACAGCCCAGAUGGUCCAGAGGCCGACCUACGUGUCGGGUCGGAAGAGUACCCAUAAGUCACAGCGCUCGGUGAUCCCGGUGGAGCUCCCGAUCCCAGUUGAGCUCCUGGUGGAGCUCCCGGUCACCUGUGGGGACAAAGAGGGCAUGCUCAACAGGGACAAGCUGGCCAAAGGGGAAAGUUGCAUUUUGGUCCAGGGUCAUUGGUUAACCCCCAGUAGGUUUGAGGAGUUUGGGGGGAAGAAGAGCAGUAAGAACUGGAAGUACAGUGUCCGCUGUAGAGACACCACUCUGGGAAAACUGAUCCAGGAAGGUCAUUUAACUUCACCAGACUUUAAAAGAAGAAAGAGUGCACAGGCCAAGAAAGCACCGUUCCCCUCCAACCAAUCAGCAAACUCAAUCACAGACUCAAAACCUGAGGAAGAUGACGAUGAUGAUGCGUUUGAGGAUGAAGAAGAGGAAGCUGAGCAGGAAAGACAGAAGAUGCAGGGAGGAGAGCGGGCAAACACGGCUGGAGGAGAGAGCAGUGCAGGACGCAGCCAUGGUGUUGUGGGAAAGUCCGUCUUCAAAGUCACCUGUGUGGCCAUCAAUGGAACGCUACAUAAGGAUCGGUUUGCAUCUGGGUUGUGUGGGAAGAGCAUCCGAUCGGAGCAGCGCUGGAUGACCCCGGUGGAGUUUGUGCAGGAGGGGUCAGCUCGGGCAGAUCCCUCCUGGAAGAAAGACAUCCAUUGGGAUGGGAAACCACUCAGCGUCCUCAUCAAGAGUGGGCUUUUGGAAAUCCACUCCGUCCAGUGUCCAUGCAACCUGUGCAGCAUCACGACCAAAGACGUGCACGAUCAGGAUAACGAUGACGACUGCUUCAUCUGUAGAAGCCAGGGCAGCUUGAUAUGCUGUGAUGAGUGUCCUCGCUCCUUCCAUCAGAGAUGUCAUCUUCCUAAUGUGGAUGAUGCUAUGCUGGGGGAUAAUAUUCAGUGGAUGUGUACAUAUUGUGUAUUGAGGACCAGUCAGCCAUGGCGCUACCCCAAACAAAUGACCUACCAGGAAGCCUUGACCUGCCGAAUCUCUGACCACCUACUGGAAUGCCAGUACCUCCUGCUGUGUCUCUACCAUGCAGAUGAGGACCACAUCUUUGUGAAAGAUCCUUGCAUCAAUGUGAGAAACUACACCAGUGUGAUAAAGACUCCGAUGUGGCUGGACAGGGUUGUGGAGAAGCUGCAGCAGAAUCUCUACCAGUCAGUGCAACACUUUGAGUCUGACGUGUUGCUUAUCUUCACCAACUGUGCCACGUUCAACAGGAAGCCCGCACCUACAUAUGGAGCCAGCAGGAGCAGCAACCACCCCUCUCCCCACGAUGGAGGAGAGAGUCCUUCAUCACACGUCCAUCCUUCAUCGCAUCGGAUCAGCUAUGGAUCAAAUGAUGGAGAGGAUGGAUCGUUGGGAGAGGAGUGGUCUCCCUACUACCCCACCUACCCUCCCUCCAGCAACUAUACCAUCUCCUCCAGCGGGAUCCGGUGCCAGCGCUUUGCGUAUUACGCCUCCAAGUCAGUACGAUGGAGCGGCGGCGGGGUGCCAGGGAUUCCUGCUACAAUUAGAUCUGUACCUGGCCACCGUUCGACCAGCUCCCUCGGACGAAGAGAGCGUGAGUGUCCUCGUUUCCUGCCUGACGGGUAGAGCCCUAGAGUGGGCCAAUGCGGUCUGGAACGGGCCCGACUCAGCGAGGGGCCACUACCCGGAGUUCACCCGCCGUUUUCGGGCCGUGUUCGAUCACCCUCCAGAUGGCCUAGCGGCGGGUGAGAGAUUGUUCUAUCUCCGGCAGGGAACGAGGAGCGCGCAGGACUUCGCGCUGGAUUUCCGGACCUUGGCCGCUGGAGCAGGGUGGAACGACAGGGCCCUGAUAGACCAUUACAGGUGUAGCCUGAGAGAGGACGUCCGCAGAGAGCUGGCUUGUCGGGACACUACGCUCAGUUUGGAUGAACUAAUAGACAUGUCUAUCCGGUUAGACCAUCUGCUAGCUGCUCGCGGACGUUCUGAAAGGGUCCUGUCAGUUCCACCUCCUGACCCUCCUGCUCACAUCCCGAUGGAGCUAGGAAAGGCAGCAUCUAGGGAGAUCGGAGGAGGAGGCUCCUCCUGUACCAGUUGUGGCCGAAGAGGGCACACUUCCGGUCGGUGCUGGAGGAGUCCAUCUGGGAAUCGAGAGGGCAGGCAGAACACUCCUCGGUCACCUCAGGCCGGUGGUAGCUGGUCCCAUGCAGGAAGGUGAGGUUCCGGAG